CGGGAGCGGGGCGAGUCCGGAGCUCAGUCUGGUCGCCGUAGCUCAGCCAUGGCCGCCAACGAGCCCGAGACAGCGGAGCCCAAGGCAGAGGAGCAGCAGAGCAUCGGGAUGCGGGUGGCCAACCUGCCCCUGGUGAGCUCUGCCUACGGCAUGGUCUCCACCGCCUAUGCCUCCACCAAGGAGAGCCACCCCUACGUCAGGUCCGUCUGCGACGCCGCCGAGAAGGGGGUGAAGACGCUGACGGCAGCGGCGGUCAGUGGGGCACAGCCCAUCCUCACCAGGCUGGAGCCGCAGAUUUCCACCGCCAAUGAAUACGCCUGCAAGGGGCUGGAUAAGCUGGAGGAGAAGCUGCCCAUCCUGCAGCAGCCCCCGGAGAAGCUCAUCUCAGACACCAAGCAGCUGGUGACCUCCACGAUGACGGGGGCCAAGGAUGUCCUGACUAGCACAAUGGCUGGGGCCAAGGACGCGGUGACCAGCCGGGUGACGGGUGUGAUGGACAUGACCAAAGGGGCCGUGCAGGGCAGCGUGGAGCUGACCAAGUCAGCGGUGAGCAGUGGUGUCAGCACCGUCAUGGGUUCCACUGUGGGCCAGAUGGUGGUGAGCGGGAUGGGCUCCAUGCUGGAGAAGUCUGAGGAGCUGGUGGACCAUUACCUGCCCAUGACGGAUGAGGAGCUGGCCAAGCUGGCCACGGCCGUGGAGGGCUUCGAAACAGAGCAGCAGAAGCAGCAACAGAGCUAUUUUGUGCGCCUGGGCUCCCUCUCGACCAAGCUGCAGCAUCGAGCCCUCCAGCACUCGCUGGGCAAGCUGCAGAGUGCCCGCCGCAGCAGCCAGGACGUGCUGGCCCAGCUCCAGCGCACCCUUGACCUGGUGGAGCACCUCAAGCAGGGCAUGGACCAGAAGCUGCAGGGAGGGCAGGAGAAGCUGCAGCAAAAGUGGCUGGAGUGGAGCAAGAAGCAACCCGGAGGUGGCAAGGACCUGGUGCCACCAGAGCCAGUGGAGUUGGGCACGCUGGCCCUGCUGCAGAGCUUGACGCAGCAGCUCCAGAGCUCCUCACCCUUGAUGUCCAGCCUCCAGGGCCUCCCCACCAGCAUCCAGGACACGGCAGGGCAGGUCCGGCACAACGUGGAGGAGCUACGGACAGCCCUUGCUUCUGCCACCUCCCUCCAGGACGUGACGGGCAGCGUGCUGGCCCAAGCCCGUGCCCAUGCCACCAAAGCUCGCCAGCUGCUGGAUGAGCUGGUGGAGCAUGUGGCCCACAACACCCCCCUGACCUGGCUCGUGGGACCAUUCACCCCCCUCGGGCCAGCAAAUGGUGGACCAGCAGAUGAAGUAGCAUCCUCUGGGGUGGGGUGAUGUUGGUGUGUCCCCUCCCCAAGCCUCAAUAGGAGCAUCUACUAACCCCUGCCUGCCCACCUUGCCUGUAACCUUAGUGCCCGCCUGUAUAGCGGACACCUGCCUGCUCUGUCCCUUGUCACCUGUGCCAGGACUGUGCCAUAAUGUGCCUUGGUUCCCCCAAGUGCCUGUUGGGGUCACCUCCAGCUCCUGGCUGGAUCCCCAUGUCCUUGGUGUCUCCAGGCCCCUGGUCUUGUAGGGUUGGGGGCAGCUCGCCAAGCAAUAAACUCUGGUUAGUUUUGCA
Falco peregrinus (peregrine falcon) is the source of this 1636-nucleotide messenger RNA. Its product is annotated as perilipin-3-like. Gene Ontology annotation, biological process: lipid storage; positive regulation of triglyceride storage. NCBI's taxonomy places the organism in Eukaryota, Metazoa, Chordata, Aves, Falconiformes, Falconidae. Gene Ontology annotation, cellular component: lipid droplet; cytosol. The record is from RefSeq and is a predicted model, not a curated record.